AUGCUUCUGUUUUCUGUAGGUAAGAUAUGCAUUGAAAUUAAAAACAUUCCGACCUAAAUAACAGAAGAAUAAAAUGGGGUUGGAAGUCAUCUGUUACCAGCAUGGCCAGCUUUUGUUCUAUGAGAGUAUAGUGGUUAACAGCAGUGGACUCGUAAUCUGGUGAACCAGGUUCGCUUCCCCGCACCUCCACAUGCAGCUGCUGGGUGACCUUGGGCUAGUCACACUUCUCUGAAGUCUCUUAACCUCACUCACCUCACAGAGUGUUUGUUGUGGGGGAGGAGGGAAAAGGAGAUUGUUAGCCGCUUUGAGACUCCUUAGGGUAGUGAUAAAGCGGGAUAUCAAAUCCAAACUCUUCUCCUUCUAUGGCUUUGACCCCCUGUUGAAAAGUUAUUGAGUUGGAACCAAACCCAUGUGUACUGCCCAGCUGUACUACAGAAGGGUAAAGGUGGAAGAAAAUUCCUUCUGCAAUAGUUACUUGAUCUCUGAUUAUGAAUAUGGUUUAUACGUUUUUAUUUGUAGACAGAAAUGCACAGGUACUCAGGAUAUGAAAAUAUAGACUUUUAGUAACACAAACCAGAACAGAGAUUAAGGACAUAGAGGAACUGGUGUCACCUAUGGGCUAAAAGAGUGUAUUUCCUUGGAAUUGGGAAAGUACCCACAUGGUGAGGGAAUUCCACAGUGGGGGUUUCAGCAACAUCAACUAAUCAUUACUACAAAUUUGCAAGCUAUCUAGUUAAGCAAAAGCAAAUCAGCAGAUAUGUUAAGCAGAAAUAACUAGUAUCAUAUCUUGAUACACCACAGUUUUCCUCUAUGGUGGAAUCUAGACACAUAUUUAAAAACACACUGUGAAAAUGCUUUUUAAAAAAAAAAAAAAGUUUUGAAAAAUAUAUUUAAUUUGCCAUAGCUCACCAUUGCCAUCUACCAUCACAUUUGUAUAAUGCACUUUACAACACACUUAAAACGUUUUAUUUGCAGCUGUAUAGCUGAGUCCUAUAUCUAACUAUUUAACUAUCAUUUAGCACCUGACACUUGUUGUUUGCCAUCUGCCAUGCAUAUAAUCUAUCAUCUGUCACCUAGCAAUCAUCUAUCGUCAUCUAUCUUUGGGAUGAGCAAAACUUUGCCCCGCCACAAUACUCUCCAAGCUAUUUGUGGAUGGCAAAAUGAGAGGGAACAUUUUGCCAAAUAUCCAGUGCUGUGGGGAGAGUAAAAUUCUCCUAUAGUUUCCCCAUCAGCCUCAUCCAACAGGGCCAAUCUGGGAUAAUAGGAGAUAUUAUCCAACAACAUCUGGAGGAUGCCAGGUUGUGGACAUCUGCAUGAAAGACUAACAUGAGUUUUGUGGGAAGCAUCGGCCAACGAGAGGUGGGGUUCACAUGAUGGUGAACGUAAUAGGCAUAGACAGGUAAAAAACUAUUGAGGAAGCAGCUGAAUGUAUACAUAUUUAAGAUGGUGACAUGUAAGAAUCAUGGAACACAUCUGUUUCUCAUACAUUGUUGGGCAAUCUCAACAAAUGAGAAUGGUUAUUAAUCCCACCUCUUACUGCACAUCUAGCUAGGCCUCCCCAGCCACUCUGGGCAGUUCCCAACAGAAUAUUAAAAACACAAUAAAACAUCAAACAUUAAAAACUUCCUUAAACAGGGCUGCCUUCAGAUGACAUAACAUUAUGUUCGCUGACUGGGAACGGUUAUGGACCACAGGUAUGAAAUUUACGGCAUGUAAUGCCUUAAGAGAGAAUAUUAUGAAAAUGAUAUACAGGUGGUACAUAACUCCAGUCAAGCUUGCAAAAAUCUAUCAUUUGCCCGAUAAUAAAUGUUGGAAAUGUAAAGAAACUGAAGGUACAUUUUUUCACCUUUGGUGGACGUGCCCAAAGAUUAAGGCUUUCUGGGAAAUGAUAUAUAAUGAAUUAAAAAAGGUAUUUAAAUAUACCUUCCCCAAGAAACCAGAGGCCUUUCUCCUGGGCAUAGUCGGCCAAAUGGUGAUAAAAAAGGAUAGAACUUUCUUUAUGUAUGCAACAAAAGCAGCAAGAAUACUCAUUGCAAAGUAUUGGAAGACACAAGAGCUUCCCACACUGGAGGAAUGGCAGAUGAAACUGAUGGACUAUAUGCAACUGGCGGAAAUGACUGGUAGAAUCCGUGACCAGGGAGAAGAGUCGGUGGAGGAAGAUUGGAAGAAAUUCAAAGACUAUCUGCAGAAACAUUGCAAAAUUAAAGAAUGUUAGAGUGAUGUUGGAUUGAAAAUAAGUGGCUUCCAGCUGUACAGGGUUUAAAGUAUAGAUAGAUUAAGAUUAAGGAUUAGGAUUAAAAAAGUUUAAGGAAAUGGAAAUUUGGUUUUUAAGAGGUAAAAUUUUAACGUUAUAUUAUAUUAAGACUAAAGAUUGGGAUUAAAAAAGAGAUAAAGAAAUUGCUGGACAAACAAUUUGAACUGGAAUACAAAAGAGGGAGGUAUGAGGAGGUCCAGAAAAUAAGUAAAUUUAAAAAUGGAGAUGAAAAGGCGAUAUUGUUUUUAACUGUUUUUUUUUUUUUUUUUUCUUUUUUUUUUUUUUGUUUUUUUCUUUUUUGGAUUAUGUAUUGUGUAUUUUUUGAAUUGUGUAUUUCUUUUUUAUGUUCUAUGUUUAAUCUUUUAUGGAAACUUUAAUAAAUAUCAUAUAAAAAAAACAGUUUGUCUUUUUUUUAAAUAAUUUUUUAUUAAGGUUUUAAACAAAGAAAAAAGAAAAACAACACACACAAAAAACAAUACAAAACUUAACAAUAAAAACAGAACAGAACAAUUAAAAACAAACUCUCUUUUCCAUUUCCAAUUUUAGAUUACUUAUUUUCUGGACUUCCUCAUACCUCCUUUUUUUGUAUUCCAAUCCACAUUAUUUGUCCAGCAGUUUCUUCAUCUCUAAAUAAGGUGUCAUUCAUCUUCCAUCUGAAGGAGCCAGUUGGUGUUAGUCUCAUUUCCAUCUUAACAGCAUUAUGGUCGGAGCAAAUUUUCGGGCAGAUUUCCACCUUUCUUGUCUUUGGUGCCAUUCCUCUAGUUAUCCAAAUUUGGUCAUUUCUUGUCCAAGUCAUUUUGGCUUCAGAAAAGAAAGUUCCCUCUUUUGCCAAGGGGUUUCUAAUUCUCCAAAUAUCCACUAAGUCCAAGUUGUCUGUCAUGUCAAAAAAGGUUUUCGGUAGUCUACCAUCUUUGGUGACUACCUGUCUUUGUGCCUUGUCCAUAUAAGUAGAUACCACUCCAUUCAUAUCUCCCAUCAAAAUCAUGUUGUAAUCCAUAUGGUCCAUCAAGGUCUCAUGCAACUUCUUAAAAAAAUCAGAUUUCCCAUCAUUUGGUGCGUAAACUCCUACAAUCAAAAAUUUUUCUCCUUGUGUUUGAAUUUCAAUUGCCACAAAUCUUCAUUGGUCAUCCUUAAUAUCUUAUUUUUGUGAUAAAUUGUCUUUUACGUAAAUCACAACCCCUCUCUUUUUAACUUUAUCUGACGAAAUAAAUUCCUGACCAAGUCUUUUAUUUAUCAACAAUUUCCUGUGUAAUCUUGUUAUGUGUGUUUCUUGUAAACAAAUUAGGUCCAAUUGUUCCUUUUAAUAUAUGAAAUACUGACUUCCUCUUCUGAGGGGAAUUCAAACCCCGACAGUUCCAUGUUAAAAGUUGCAGGGCCAUGAUGUUAUUGUUUUAGUUCUCCUCCUACUGCACCUAGUGCCUGUUCCUCAUCCGUCGGUGGUAUCCCUUCUUUCGAAAGGUCUUUUGGUUCCGGAGAUAGUUCUUUUUGUAGGUCUUCUCCGUGGUCUCUAUAAAAUUUGUCUUUGUCGUCUUCCGAUCUUAUUUUCCUCUUCUUUCCUUUGUAGCUAAAAGACAGGCCUUGAGGAAGUUCCCACCUGAAAUUGAUAUUGUUCCUUCUCAGCAGGGUAACCAAGUCUUUAUAUUUUGAUCUGAGAUCCAGAAGAUAUUUCGGAAUAUCUUUGAAUAUUUCCACCCUUGUCCGAUGGAUUUCCAGUGUCUUCUUAAAAUGUAGGCCCAAAAUCUUAUCCCUCUCUUCUUUUGUUCGAAAAGUAAUCAGACAGUCUCUCACCUUCUUCUCUCCUCUUCUCCCGAGUCUGAAGGCAUUUACUAUUCUGAAACUGUCUUUUACCAAUUCUGGAUCCCAAAAGUCCAAAAAUUCCUGCGUGAGAAAUUCAGCUAGAUUGUCCUUUUCCACCUCAGGUACCGAUCUGACCCGAAGAUUCACUUGCUUCUCCUUCAAAUCUAUCAUAGACAGGGUUAGUUUGUGGUCUUCCAAUUGUUUGUGCAGUGUUGGUAAUUCCUCUUGAACCUCUUUAACAUCCGUAGCAGAAGUUGUAGCAAUUUCUUUAGCCUCUUCAGCAAUCUGGCGAAUUGAGGCCGAUUCCUCUAAUAAUUUCUGAAUAGUCUCUGUGUUAGUAUUUACUUUUUGGCCCAAAUUAUUUAUACUUGCUGUAUUCUGGUUAAUACUUGCUGUAUUCUGGUUAAUACUUAUUGUAUUUUGAUCAAUCUUAUCAGAAGCCUCUGCUACUUGUUGACUUAUUUUAUUCAAAGAUUCAUUAACUUUGGCCAAAACUUGAGCAAAGGCUUCUUCACUUGUCGUGCUUUUUACCUUUAAUUGUGCCGAUGAGGCUGUUGUUGAGGUUCCAGAAGGGCCUGAGGCCGAAAAUCUCCUUUGUAAUCCUUCUUCUGUGCGAAGAGGCCUCCCCGAUCUUGUAGUCGAAGCAUCCGCCUUCUCUUUCCCAUCUGCCAUUCCUUAGAUAACGCCAAGGUCAGUCACGUAUUUGAAAUUGAACAGUGGAAAUUUCCUACCAGGCAGUGUGAAAACUCCUCAAGUCUGCUACAGUUUCAGUUGUAACAAAUUGUAACAGUUCCAAGUUCCACUAGGGGGACACUGUAACAGUCAUAAAAGUUCUUGGAUACUUUAAUUCCUUUUUUUUUUUUAAGCCCCCCUAGUUUAUUCAGGACGAAAACAGUCUAUUUAGAAUUUUUAACUUAAGACCAGGAGAUAUAUAUUCACAUAAAUUGUCCAAACUUUUAUUUCUUGUGCUAGACUAGCUGUCAAAAUAUAUUGCAAGACAGUACCUCUCUUUCUUUCCUGAGAUCUGGAGAUCCUUUCCCAGGGAGUUGAGUGGUGGUUCAAUCCCUUCUUUUCCACCCUUUAUGAAGAAAUCACAUCCACAAUUCUCCCUCUUUUCCCUCAAUUUUAAAAGGGAAAAGUCCAGGUUAGAUGAUUGGAUUAAAGUCCGCCAAAACGUACUUUCCAGUUGCUUCCGCUUUCAAGUUCAAUGCUUUAUUUUAUCUACAAAUAAAGAGACUGAAUUCCUUUUUAAGCCUCUUUCCGUUUUCGGCCAGAUUCCAGUUUUAUACAGUUCCAAUUUAAUUUGUAUCCUACUCACGGAUCGUUGAUUUUCAGGUCCGGAUUUUAAGGAAGAAAGGCAGCGCUCUCCGAUCAACAGCUUGCGGCUUCACACCACGAACGAGCAGACAGCCCACAGCACAGCGCUCUCCGCUUCAAAGCCCGUUGCCGGGCUUCCUACCGGGUUGGGGGGGGGCGCCAAAUGUGCCCGCUGGGUCCCAGGCUCACAGGCUUCUCCCGCCUGUGAUUUUUAGGGGUCCCCCGCUACGCCGAAAGCGGGAUCCGACCCUUAAUUCGUAGUGAGAUUUCCUCCGGUGGAGGAAAUCCGCCAUUAAUCGCUGGCGCCGCCUCCGGAAGUCCCCCCCCCAAAAAAACAACAACAACAGUUUGUCUUGUCAGGAUUCAGCCUCAACUGGUAGCCGCCAUCCAUCCAUAUUAGUAAAAUGCAUUACUAAUAGUGUUUCUUUUUUUGCAGAAGAUAUGGCUGAAGUAGGAUGACUGAUUUAUAUUUGUUUUGUCCUCCACUCAUGGAAUCCAUCAUCAGUAGAAUGCUUCUUUUGUGGAGGAUAAUCUCCAAAUAAAACUUUAGUCAUGACAUCGGGAGGAGCCAGGGCAGAGCUGAAUGCAGCAGCAGCACAGCUUCAGUGGCUGGCAGUUCCUCCUCUCUGGCAGUCAGCCUCCUCCUCUCCCUCUUCCUCCUUUCUGCUGCCACCAUCAGCCAGAGGCUGCUUCCUUCCCCUCCAUGGCAGCAGCAGAGGGAGAGAGCCAGCCACUAAAGCCAGGGCAUGCUUUGGUUCCAUGCUUGGUCUACUCUGCCUGAUGAUUAUUUUGGAACAUAGUGGGGGACCAGGCUUCCCCCCAAAAAAAAUUAUUGGGAAGCCAAAAGGGCUGGGCCCCUAGGAUCUGGUGCCCCUGGACAUCACCCUCCUGCAUAUCCUCCUAAUAGCAAGACAAAAUGUGAUGGAAAGCCCAGUUUAAUGUAAGCAUCAUUACAAUGGCUGUGAAUGAAUGUUGGCUACCCCACCCCUCCCAAUUCUACUGGGAGGGAGGGAACAAAAUGUUAGGUGCUAUUAACGAUACUACACUUACCACUACUGAACUAAAGAUUUCAAUUAUUGGACAAGUCCACCAAAUUUGUUUCAUAUAUGUCCUUGAGUGUCCACAUCUCCAGCACUUCUCACUGCAGCUAGCAUAUAUAUAUUUACAGUGGUACCUCAGGUUACAGACACUUCAGGUUACAGACUCCGCUAACCCAGAAAUAGUACCUCAGGUUAAGAACUUUGCUUCAGGAUGAGAGCAGAAAUCACAAGGUGGCGGCAGCAGGAGGCCCCAUUAGCUAAAGUGGUACCUCAGGUUAAGAACAGUUUCAGGAUAAGAACGGACCUCCAGAACGAAUUAAGUUCUUAACUCGAGGUACCACUGUGUCUGUGUGUAUGUGUAUUACUGAGUCUGUAUGGAGUUCUAUACCUUUGGUUAAUGCGCUUCCUUUGUGCAGGAGAAACUGAGAAUGAAAAGUUGAGAGGCAUACAAGCAUGUGAGGCUAAAGGAGGGCGCUGCGCUGACACCCGCUGUCCUGAGGGAUCCGUGGAAAUAAAAGUUUGCUAUUACCUGUCACCUUGCUGCGAACCCACCAAAUAG
This is a messenger RNA of Podarcis lilfordi (Lilford's wall lizard), 6967 nucleotides long. The record is from the annotation of a GenBank genome assembly. Lineage: Eukaryota; Metazoa; Chordata; Lepidosauria; Squamata; Lacertidae.